UACCUAGAGUUGCUUCCCCUGUGUCAUUCCUUUGAGGUACGACCUAGUUUUACUCUCCAUCAAAUAAUUAUAGAUAUGUCGGACGACGACGUCGUGAAGCACGCGGGCGGGUGUCAUUGUGGAGCCGUCAGGUUUGAAGUCAUGGCACCAAGGAAAGUCCAUGUAUACGACUGCAACUGCUCCAUAUGUGCUAAGAAGCAGAAUAAGCAUUUCAUUGUGCCGGAGUCGAAAUUCAAACUCCUGCAGGGCAUGGACAGUAUAACAACGUACACAUUCAACACACACCAAGCCAAACACAUGUUCUGUAGAGUAUGUGGAGUCCAGAGCUUCUACAAACCAAGAUCCAAUCCGGACGGAUAUGGCGUAUGUCCACACUGCAUUGAUGGCGGAACAAUAGAGAGCAUGGUCGUGGAGACGUUUGACGGUCAAAACUGGGAAUCGCACAUCGGAACCACUGACAUCCAUAAAUGGUCUGAUGAGUCUAACGCACCGAAACAGUAGAAAAAUAAAUUAAGAUAAUGCAAUAAAGACGUUUGAAAUAUGUCAAGUUUUCAUGUCGUAUUUAUACUAUUUAGUAUAGAACUGUUCAUCUUAAUUAAUGUUUGUUCAGGUGUAGAUCAAAUUACUUCUACGUGAUCACAGACGAUUAUUGGCUACUGUCCCUAGCUAGACAGUUUCAAUUGGAAGGAAUUACAGAAUUCAGCGAAUGUUCCCUAACGAAGAAUUAUUUCCUAAACUCCAAUGGUGAUUCCCUGUGGAAAACGUUCAGUGAUGUCUUUAAUUUAAGGAACUGGGCCCGGGUAUGUCGAACAUUUAUACAAAAAUGGUCAAAGUAGGCAAAAAUAUCGAAAAUAUCCAGGAUUGUUUCUUAUGUAACCUAAGUAGAACGUGUGGACAUUUGGACAUGAUUGGAAUUAUAUGUUUGUGUUCCAAUUGUUGACACUUUUCGGUCCACUACUAGUGUGGUGUAGUGCUCAUUAAAAGGUAGCGCGUUGGGGAUACAAUCCAAACAGAUCACUUCAUACUGUUCGAAUACCAAUGGUCUAUCUUAUCAACAACUGUGAAGAUUCGGUAAGAGGUUCUAAGUUCACAAAACGAGUUGAGAGUAAGUAUGUAAAGUUUCAGGAGAAUUGGAACAUUCAUGAAGUUGGAAGUCUGCAAGAACGUCGGAAAAUCAAUUUAUAGUGCAAGAGAAGAUAGUUGUCAGUGUAUGAAAUUUCAGGAAAAUUGGAUCAUUAAUGAAGUCGGUAAGAACGAGGACAUCGAGAAUUUAAAGUAACAACGACCUCAUUUUUUAUCCAUGUGAUUGAAACGCGAAUUCCUUCAUGAGAUGAGAAUAAGUAUAUAAUUUUUCAGGAAAAUUGGAUAACUAAUGAAGUCUGUACAGCAAGAACGCCGAAAAUCUAUUCAUAGUUACAGUGACCUCAUUUUAGAACUCAUGUGGUUGAAACGAGAACUCGUACAAGAGACGAUGGUUGUUAAUAAGUGUAUGAACUUUCAGGAAAAUUAGAUCAUUAAUAAAGUCGGUAGAGCGUCCUUGCGAACCUAUCCCUGCCUAACAUCCGGGACUCGACACGAUGGGAUGAACAAAAUAAUGAAAUGUAUAUUUCUACCAAAUGAAGCGCAAUCUAGAUUUUUUUUAUUCCACAAGCUUUACCUUUCAAAGCACCAAAGACUCAAAAAGAACAGACACGGAUCUAGUGUAUUUCAUUUUUUAUUCAAUUUACAUUUAUUAUAGCUAUACCCAUUUUUACAUAAUAUUUACACUGCAUAACACCUUAUACUCAUGUACAAAUUAUAUAUAUCUUUUAUUUAAAACAAAUCUCUCCAGAUUGAUAAAUCUCUCCGACCCUUACACAUCACUUCUAUACGUGUUUUGAGAUACAAACAUAUUCUUGUAUUAGUAUACAACGCUAACACUUUAACAGAUAAGUUACUAUCGCACGCAGAUUCAAUUCGUUCCGCACUCAUUCAAUUUUCUACACAACCCGAUCUCUACCUACAAAAUAUUGUGUGUAAUUAACUUAUCCUACCGCAAUCCGAAAUGAUAAAUAAAAACUUAUCUUUUGUAAAAAAA
Molecule: messenger RNA, 2077 nt
Organism: Pecten maximus
Lineage: Eukaryota; Metazoa; Mollusca; Bivalvia; Pectinida; Pectinidae
Product: centromere protein V-like
Exons: 5
Coding region: 76-501 (141 amino acids)
Molecular function (GO): carbon-sulfur lyase activity
Source: RefSeq, a predicted model, not a curated record